This is a messenger RNA of Aspergillus pseudotamarii, 279 nucleotides long. RefSeq lists its product as uncharacterized. The record is from RefSeq and is a predicted model, not a curated record. Bases 1 to 279 code for a protein of 92 amino acids. NCBI's taxonomy places the organism in Eukaryota, Fungi, Ascomycota, Eurotiomycetes, Eurotiales, Aspergillaceae. The transcript has 2 exons.
AUGUCCUUUGAGCAGAUGCUGGGUAAGUAUCUCAGCGAAAUCGCCGAGUCGGGCAUUGGCGGCCCGCCGCAGUAUAAUGAACCCUUGGAUAUGGACCUUCCCAUCCUCGAGCUCUUAGAGUCAACCACACAAGCCAACAAGUUCCUCUACCCGGGUUAUGGAUCUCGGGAUCUGUGGGUCCGCAUCGUCGAGCAGAGUGCGCCCGGAUAUCUGGAACUGGAGGCCCAAGGGAGGGAGGUGGAAUUUGAGUUGGAUGAUCUCCUAGUGGUCAAUCCUUGA